CCAGCACCUCCCCGCUGCCGCAGAGCCGGACUGCAGCGGCCCAGCCCGACAAUGCGCCGCCUGCCCCCAUCCCUACUGCCCCUGCAGCUCGCCCUGCUCAUGGUCGCGGGGGCCCCCGAGGCGCCGGUCAGCGCGUCACGAAGCCUGGUAUGGGGGCCAGGGCUGCAGGCGGGCAUCGUUCUACCCGUCCGUUAUUUCUACUUGCAGGCGGUCAACUCGGAGGGCCAAAACCUCACUCGCUCGCCCCCAGGUCAAACACUAUUCAAAGUAGUAAUCAAAUCUCUUUCACCUAAAGAGUUAGUCCGGAUUCACGUCCCUAAGCCUUUGGACAGGAAUGAUGGAACAUUUUUGAUAAGAUAUAGGAUGUAUGAAAGCGUCAAUGAAGGACUGAGGAUAGAGGUCCUUUAUGGUGUAGAACAUGUGGCUCAGUCUCCUUAUAUUUUGAAAGGACCCGUGUACCAUGAGUAUUGUACGUGUCCAGAAGAGGAUCCUCAGGCCUGGCAGAAAACUCUUUCUUGUCCAACCACGGAACCACAGAUUGCAAAAGAUUUUGCUUCUUUCCCCAGCAUCAGUCUGCAGCAGAUGCUAAAUGAAGUUCCAAAAAGGUUUGGGGAUGAAAGAGGUGCUAUUGUUCAUUACACGAUUCUCAAUAACCACAUCUACCGGAGAUCUUUAGGGAAAUACACAGACUUCAAAAUGUUCUCUGAUGAGAUUUUGCUGUCACUGGCAAGAAAGGUCCUUCUCCCAGAUUUAGAGUUUUAUAUAAAUGUUGGAGAUUGGCCCUUGGAACAUCGAAAAGUCAAUGAAACUCCUGGCCCUAUACCUAUCAUUUCAUGGUGUGGCUCUCUGGAUUCAAGAGAUAUUAUCCUUCCAACGUACGACAUCACCCAUUCAACACUUGAAGCAAUGAGGGGUGUUACUAAUGAUCUCCUGUCUAUUCAGGGAAAUACAGGGCCUUCCUGGAUCAAUAAAACAGAGAAAGCUUUCUUCAGAGGCAGAGAUAGCCGAGAGGAAAGGCUUCAGUUGGUACAGCUGUCCAAAGAAAAUCCACAGCUGCUAGAUGCAGGAAUUACAGGAUAUUUCUUUUUCCAAGAGAAAGAAAAGGAGCUUGGAAAAGCUAAGUUGAUAGGUUUCUUUGACUUCUUUAAGUACAAGUAUCAAGUGAAUGUGGAUGGAACUGUGGCUGCUUAUCGAUACCCUUACCUCAUGCUGGGUGACAGUCUGGUUCUGAAGCAGGACUCACCAUAUUAUGAACAUUUCUACAUGGCACUAAAGCCUUGGAAACAUUAUGUUCCAAUUAAAAGAAAUCUUAGAAAUUUACUAGAGAAAAUUAAAUGGGCCAAGGAAAAUGAUGUAGAAGCCAAGAAGAUUGCAAAAGAAGGACAGUUGGCUGCUAGGGAUCUGCUACAGCCACACAGGCUUUACUGCUACUAUUAUGAAGUGCUGCAGAAAUAUGCUGAGCGCCAGUCCAGCAAACCCGAAGUACAUGAUGGAAUGGAACUUGUUACUCAGCCAGAUGAUAACACAUCCAUCUGCCAGUGCCACAGGAAAAAGUCUGUAAGAGAAGACCUUUAAGUCCACCCUGAUUCACACUACUGUAUUUGCCAGUCACAUCUUUAAUGGAAGCAAGAUGGAAUAUAAGCCGUGAAGAGCAGCACAGAAGAUUUUACCCUGUGGACCAGGUCUCUUGGUGGCUUUAUAUAACUUGGAUAUAGCAAUAUUAGACCAAGUAUUACCACAUAUCUUUGGAUAUUUCUUUUAAGUAAGAACUGCUAUUUUCAGUGUCCUAGUUUCUUUAAAAAGAAAUCAUUGGGGAUCAUAAUAGAUAGGGAGGCUUGCCAGAAUAUAAAUCACUCUCUAUGAAACUAAUUUAUAACAUAUUUAUUGGUUUAUUUUUAUCCCUUGUUCAUUUUCACUCUUUCCCUUCCAAUCAUUAAUGCAUCAUUUCUCCUCUUACAAGCUGCUUUUGGCAUUUGGUAAGAGCAGCCCCCUCUUGGAAAGUCUGAUAAGAAGAUAGGGAUAACUCUUAAAAGUAGCAUGGAGAAUGUGAAGGGAAUAUAUAUUUUUUUAUUUUAAUAAAUUUAUCUCUACAUCCAACAAACAUACAUUCCUUUUUACCCCUCACCCACAUGCUCUGGUAACCUCUAAUCUACAUUUUGUCUCUUGAGAUUUUGCUAUUUCUAGGGAAUUCUUAUAAGUGACAUCACACAAUAUUUAUCCUUAUGUAUUUGCUUAUUAUGUGAAGAGAAUAUCUUUAAUGCACUGCUCGUAUCUUUUUUAACUACAUUUCACCAAGACCUCAAACUAAAAUAAAGGAGAAAUUGUGCUUCAGGCUAGUAAUUGCUGAUCUAUCUGGGUUGCACACCCAUUAAGGGCAGCAGAGUUAUUAAAGUAGAUAAAAGCUUCCUGUGGGUACCAUUCAUUGUCUAUAUAAUGAUAAAGAUAAUUGUAGUCAUGUGGGGAUCUUUGAUUUUUUUAAUCUUUAAAAGGGACCCUUUCAAUUCAUUAUUACCCUUAGCCACUUUUAAAAUUCAAGUUUUCAUUAAAAAUAUCUGAUUUUUAAAAGGAGGAGAGGGUUGUAAGGAUAUACAAGUAAAUAUAACUGUAUCUAAGUAAACUAUCAACAUGUUUGUUGCAGCAUUGUUUUUGUUUAUAAAAUAUUAGAAACACCCUAAAUAGCCAUCAUUAGGGAUUUGGCUAAAUAGAUAAUGAUAAAUCAAGGAAUACAAUGCAGCCAUUAAAAAAGAAUGAAGUGGCUCUAAAUAUACUAUCAUGAAAGAUUUCCAUGAUAGUGUUCAGUGAAAAAAGCAAGUUACAGAAUAACAUGUAUAAUGUUAAACCAUUUAUGUAAAAAAGUAAAUGUAUCCAUGUGUUUGAAAGUCUGGAGGGAUAUUCACCAAUAUAUGGGGAAGGGAUGGAGAAAAGGGAAUUUUUGCAUUUUGCUUUAUACCUUUUUGUAUUUAAAUUGUUUGUACUAUAAGUAUUAAUCAAAUUGUAAAAUUAAGAAAAAUGCAAACCUGGGAAAAGAAUAAAUGCACAAAAGAUAUAAAUAGGAAAAUAAAAUGGAUAUUUAUAUUUUCUAUUAUGCUGUUUUUAAG
Messenger RNA from Choloepus didactylus (southern two-toed sloth), 3098 nucleotides. It is a transcript of the gene POGLUT3, whose product is annotated as protein O-glucosyltransferase 3. Bases 52 to 1575 code for a protein of 507 amino acids. Gene Ontology annotation, molecular function: glucosyltransferase activity; protein binding. Lineage: Eukaryota; Metazoa; Chordata; Mammalia; Pilosa; Megalonychidae. The transcript is spliced from 8 exons. The record is from RefSeq and is a predicted model, not a curated record. Gene Ontology annotation, cellular component: endomembrane system.